Molecule: messenger RNA, 4184 nt
Organism: Nematolebias whitei (Rio pearlfish)
Lineage: Eukaryota; Metazoa; Chordata; Actinopteri; Cyprinodontiformes; Rivulidae
Product: immunoglobulin-like and fibronectin type III domain-containing protein 1
Exons: 24
Coding region: 63-4184 (1373 amino acids)
Molecular function (GO): protein binding
Source: RefSeq, a predicted model, not a curated record
UGGCUGACAGACAGAAGAGCACGGCAGAUAACUCGAAACAAAAAAAAAAAGUUGGUGUCAAGAUGUUCAAGAUUUACAAAACUAAGGAUGAGCAACCUAUUGCUCCUGGUCAGGUAAAAAUUAAGAAGAAAUCAAGGGUGCCUGGAGUUAUGAUCACCCAGUACACGGAGGAACUACCCCAAGGCAUGACCACUCCAGAUUUCACUCGCAAACCUAUCGCUCUCACGAUCCAAGAAGGAAAACUGGCCAUCUUCAGGGCAAUUGUUACUGGAAACCCAGUCCCAGCUGUCACCUGGGUGAGGAGUAAUGGGGAAAUUGAAGAAGAAAGACACAAACCUGUAUUUGAUGCCAUGUCUGGUGAACAUCAACUGCAGAUGCCUAAUGUAUGUGUGGAUCAAGCGGACACCUACAAAUGUUACGCAAGAAAUGAAUAUGGAAAAGCAGUUGUAACUGUAACACUCAACGUCAUUGAAGUUGGCUAUAAAAAGAACAAAGCAAUGCAACAAUCAAGAACAGCUAUCCGGGAGUUACCCGAAGACUUUAAAAAGACUUUAAGAAGCACGACAUUUAUAGAGCCUAAAGAAGACGUAAAGCCAGAGAUCGAUGACAAGUUCUGGGAGCUGUUACUGAGUGCAGACAAGAAAGAAUAUGAGAACAUUUGUGCUCAAUAUGGUAUCACUGAUUUUCGUUGGAUGCUAAAGAAACUAAAUGAAAAGAAGCAUGAGAGGGAGCAGGAACAAGAAAAAGUUGUUGAAAAACUCUGUAACCUGAAACCCAUUGAACUGAAACCAAGUGGUGCAGCAGAGUUCGAACUUGAAAUGUCACUCAAAGACCCCAACAGCAAAAUAUUUUUGUUUAAGGAUGGAGUGAUGGUUCCUUUUGAUGUGGACACAGAAGCAAAACAUGGACUUAAGCGAGUGGGAAAGAGAUUUGUGUUCAGCAUAAACGGUGUUAAUCCUGAAGAUGCAGGAAUGUACCAACUAGAAAUUGAUGGAGUUAAAAUCUUUUCAACUGAAUUAAAAAUUCCAAUUGUAGACUUCUUGGUUAAGAUUCAGGAUGUGCAAGCACAGGAACGAGAAGAUGCUGUGUUUCAGUGUGUCCUCUCUCACCCAAUGAAGAAAAUCUCAUGGGUGGGCAAGAAUAAUCCACUGGAGCAAGGAGACAAAUAUGAUAUAACUGUAUCAGAAGACAUGCUGAUUCACACUUUGGUGGUGAAGGACUGUCUGCUUCUGGACAAAGGAAUCUACGCAGCCGUGGCUGGAAUUAAGUCCUGCAAUGCCUGGCUUUUAGUGGAGGCUGACAAGGAUCCAAACAUGGCUGGAAAGAAGAAGGCCCGUAAGACGACCCGUGCAGGCGGUGGUGGAGAUGAUCUACUCAGGAUUGCCCAGGAGCAACAGGAAAAGUUACAAAAAGAGAGAGAGGAAAUGAUUGCAACAAAGAAAAGAGCAGAGGAGGAGGAGGAGGAGGAGGAGGAGAAGGAGGAGGCAGGAGCCAAUGAAGUAAGAAAUGAAACACCUGAAUGUGAGCCUAAACCAGAACCAAGCGUUCAAUCUGAAAUCCAACCAAAGAAAUUGUCGCCAGUAAAAGCAGAACCAAAAGUAGAAGUGGCAGCAGAUUCCAAAAAAGUAGCUAUACCAGAACCUACAGUAGUAGAGCAAGAAGAGGAGAACAUAUUAAAACCAGAAGAACUUGUACCAGUAAAUGAGGAGAAAAGUACUGGUAGUGCUGAAGAAGAGGAGCCUGUUCAAGAAAAAAGAAAAAGAGUGAGAACAGGCCCGCUUGUUCCAGAAACUGCUGUUGACCCAGUGGUUUACUUCACCAGUGGUCUGUCGGAUGUAACUGCUAUCAUCGGCACGGAUGCAGAACUGCUCUGCAAGCUCAGCAGUGAGAACUGUGAUGCUGUAUGGUACAAAGAUGGAAAAGAGAUAACAGAAGCAGACAAUAUUGAUAUAGUUACAGAUGGAACUUAUCGCAAACUGAUUAUCAAAAACUGCAGAGAGGAUGAUUCUGGAAAGUAUAAAUGUGAAGCUGAUGGGCGUAAAACUGAAGCAGUGCUAAAUGUUGAAGAUCCUCCAAGAAUCAACCCCAAUGACCUUGCUGAGUUUAUGAAACCCAUUAUGAUCAAAACUGGAAAAGAUGCUGCCUUCAAGCUACCAUUUGUUGGUCGUGAACCCAUGAAAAUCCAGUGGUACAAUGACAGCGAAGAGCUUAUGGAAGAGAACAACAUCAAGAUAGAAAAGUCUUCCUCACAUAGCAGACUACUGCUAACCAAAUGUCAGCGCAGAACUAGUGGCGAAAUUAAGAUUAAAAUAAAAAAUGAAUGUGGAACAACUGAGGCCAUCACACAACUUAUUGUAUUAGAUAAACCAAUGCCUCCUCAGGGUCCAGUGGAUAUAAUUGAAAGUUCUUUUUCUUGCAUUGAGUUCAAAUGGAGACCUUGCAAAGACAGUGGUGGAUGUCCUGUGACCAACUACAUUCUCGAGCGCCAGCAAAUUGGUCGCAACAGCUGGACAAAGCUGGGCAAGAUUGGCCCAGAGACUAAAUACAGAGACACAGAUGUGGAUCAUGGCAGAAAAUACUGUUACCACAUCAGAGCUGAAACGGAUCAAGGCGUCAGUGAAAUGAUGGAAACUGAUGACAUACAGGCAGGGACAAAGGCCUAUCCUGGACCUCCAUCUACACCAAAAAUUGUUGGCGCUUUCAAAGACUGUAUCAAUCUCGCUUGGACUGCACCAACAAAUACAGGUGGAACAAAUCUUUUGGGAUACAAUGUGGAGAAACGCAAGAAUGGCAGUAAUUUGUGGAACAUUGUCAACCCACCUGAAGAGCCCAUCAAAGGAAGACAGUACGGAGUAAAAGAUGUUGUUGAAGGUAUUGAGUACGAGUUCAGAGUAUCAGCUAUCAACACGUCUGGUGUUGGUGAGCCAAGUACACCCUCUGAAUUUGUAAUAGCAAGAGAUCCAAAGAAACCUCCUGGUAAAGUCGUUGACCUCAAGGUGACAGACUCUACAUACACUACCUUGUCACUGAGCUGGACAAAACCCUCAGAAGAAGAAGGUGUCCAAGAUGAGGCCAAGGGAUACUUUGUGGAACUUAGACCAGCAGAAACCCCAGAAUGGGAUCGCUGUACCUCCAACCCGAUUGUCAUGACUUCUUUUAAUAUUGUGGGUCUGAAGUCUAUGGCAAUGUAUUGGGUAAGAGUUAUAGCUACCAAUGAGGGUGGAGAUGGCGAGCCUCAAGAGUUAGACAACUACAUCAUCGCAAUGCCUCCCCCAGUAAGACCUCAAUUCACUGACAGAAAAAUGAAGAACUUUAUGGUAAUAAGAGCAGGGAACUCUGCUCGAAUCAGCUUCAACUUUAAGGCAUCUCCAAUGCCAACAAUAACUUGGCUAAAGGAUGGCUUGCCACUACCCAAAUAUGUGACAGUCAGCAACACAGAUACAUCAUCACAGUUGAUGAUCCCCUCUUCAGAGCGCCAUGACACAGGAAUAUACACCAUCAUUGUCAAGAACCUUGUUGGUCAGGAGACCUCCAGUGCUGAGCUAAGAGUCACAGAUGACCCCAAGCCUCCAGGCCCUGUAGAGCUGGUGGAGAACGUGUCAGGGACAGUCACAGUUUCAUGGACUCCCUCUCCAGAUGAGAAGAAAGACAACAGGCUGCACUAUGUGGUCAACAAACAUGAUUCUCUUAAGUGCUCUUGGCAAGCUGUGGCUGAUCAUCUCUUCAACAACAAGUUCACUGCCAUAAAUAUCAUGCCCGGAAGGCAAUAUAAGUUCCGGAUCUACGCCAAGAAUGACAUGGGUCUUUCUAAACAUUCAGAGUCUGGAACCUGGGAAGUGCACAAGAAGAAAGAGAAGUUUUCUGUGACACUUCCCACCUCCAAGAAUUGCAGUUUUGAGAUGCCUCCAUCAUUUUCUGUUCCACUAAAAAUGCACAAAAGUCCUGAAUGCUACGAGUGCUACAUGAGUUGUGCUGUGGCAGGAAACCCAAGACCAUAUGUUACUUGGUACAGAAAUAACAUCAGCCUGAACACCAACACUAACUACUACAUCACCAACACAUGUGGAGUCUGCUCCAUGCUGAUCCUCAAUGUUGGGCCCAAGGACAGCGGGGAUUAUACGGUUGUUGCAGAAAAUCCCCUGGGUCGAGCGGAGUGUUCAACAAAACUUGUUGUUGGAGAUUAA